AUGCCUGGUGUCAAGAGAUCUAGGCCAGCAGAGGAUGCGGCUGCUUCCUCGGCUGCUGGCUCCUCGAAAUCCAGCACUACCAAAAAGACCAAAAGCACUUCCUUGCCUUCCACCUCGGCGCCUUCCACCUCCCUCCUCUCGGCACAGGAGGUCGACUUCCCUCGUGGCGGAAGCUCUGGAUUGACGCCGCUCGAGUUCAGAGAGGCGAAGCGCGAGGCUCGCUCCGAGUCGGCCGCCAACGAGCUCCUCUUCAAAGAUGCAAAGGACGAACAGGCCAUCGCCAAGCGCAACAAGAACAAGCAGAAGCUCAAUCGGGAGAAGCGCAAUGAUGCCAAAAAGAAACGUGCGCCUACCGCUGCUGCAGCAACCUCCACAACCCACGCCGAGAAGAGGGAUCACAACCGGAUCGAGCACAUCAACUACAAGCGUCUCAUCCCUGGCUCCAGGCUUCUGUGUUCCGUUCUCGCCAUCCACCCGCUCGCCGUCGUCGUCUCCUUGCCCAACCAGAUGCUCGGCCACAUCCCAGUCACACAGAUCAGUCCGCAAUUCACGCGUCGUCUCCAGGCUGCUGCCGAUGCAAGCGCCGAGGACGACGAUGAAGACGAGAGCAUGGACGAGGAUAGCGACAGCGAUGACGACGACGACGAAGCACAGACGAACGGCACCUCGAGCAAGCGAGCAAAGAACGAUGCAAAGAAAGUGCCUGAGCUUCGCGACCUUUUCCACGUCGGACAAUGGCUCGUUGCCAGCGUCCUUCAGGUUCGUUCUGGCGACGUCGCAAAAGGUCGACCCAGCCGCGAAGGAGGCGAGUACGAGAAAGAGUCUCGUCGCGUCGAGCUCUCGCUCGCCCCUCACCUCGUCAACACUGGUGUGUCGGUUUCGGAUCUCGACGUGGGCGCCACCCUCUCUGCCACCAUCUCGAGCGUCGAAGACCACGGCUACAUGCUCGACAGCGGUGUUUCCGAGUUCAGCGGCUUCGUCCCCUUCACCGAUGCAGCUAAGCUCCCCGACAGCUUCCACGCAGGCAAGAACGGCAAGUCGCUUCAAGUCGGUAGCGUCGUCUUUGCCAAGAUCACCAAAGUCCCCGACAACAAGCGCAGCUUCGAGGCUACGCUCGACCCAAAGACCGUGUCGACGAGCCCCAUCAAACACGCCCCCAGUAUCACUGCCAUCCUCCCCGGCACGCUCACCAAGGUGCUCAUCACCGCUGCGCUGCCUACCGGUCUCAACGUCAACCUGUUUGGCAUGUUUGAUGCCACCAUCGACCGAUUCCACCUUCCAGAGUUGCCAGAGGGCAAGGACAUCCCUGAUGUUUACAAGGAGGGCUCCAAGCACGUCGCUCGUGUACUGUGGGACUUGCUCAGCCCGCCUUCUACUGCCUUGCAGGGCGACAACCCGGACCACGAGCGCAAGUUUGGUCUUUCGUUGGCGCCUCAGGUGCUCGCUCUCAAAGCGCCCGUGGCAAAAGACGAGCAGUUGCUGCAGCACGCCUACCCCAUCGGCGCAACCCUCGAGGUGACCGUGGUGCAAACCAUCAACGAUUGGGGUCUCAUCGUCUCGAUUCACGAGACGGAUCUGCGCGGCUUUGUGCACAUCUCGCAGGUCUCGGACGACCACGUCGUCUCGCUACCUCCCUCUUCCGGUCCUUUUGCCAAGGAGACGGUGCACAAGGCACGUGUCGUCGGCCACUCCCCCACCGACCGCACCUUGCAGCUCUCGCUCAAGGCCUCUGUCCUGGAGCGCAAGUUCAUGCGCGUCUCCGAGGUCGAAGUUGGUGAAGUCGUCACUGCCAACAUCAUCAAGCUCGGUCUUCCCAACGCCAUCUUCCUGCAAUUGCAAGGCCACGUCGACGGUGUCGUCUUUUCCAACCACUUUGCCGAUGUCAAGCUCACGCAGCCCGAGAAACGCUUCAAGCCCGGACUUCAGGUCAGGGCACGUGUCAUUGACGUUGACCCGAACCGCAACAGGAUCGUGCUCACGCUCAAAAAGUCGCUCGUCAAGUCGGAUCUGCCCAUCGUCGCAUCCAUGCAGGACGCUCGCGUCGGUGUCGUCACCAAUGCGACCGUCUUCCGCGUGCAGACCAACUCACUCGUCGUCAGCCUCUUUGGCGGUCUCAAGGCGCUGAUUCCGGGAAGAGAGGUGAGCGAGGAUGACUUCAACGACGUCAAGAGCGGCUUCGCCGAAGGAAAGGUCAUCAAGAUGAGGAUCACCGAGGUCGACUACGAGAACCAAAAGCUCGUCGGUAGCAUCAAGCAGGCCUCGCCGGAGUAUCUGGCCAAGCUCAAUGUGGAUGCGGUCGAUGUGGGAGAAAAGGUGACGGGUAAGGUGGCUGCGGUGCACAAAGAGGUGGUGGUGUUGACGCUGGUGCCAUCGGGCGUUCGCGCGUUGCUGUCGCUAUCGGUGCUGGCUUCGAUGCGCGGUUCGACGGCGGAGGAGCUGCUCGAAAGUCUUGAGGAGGAUCAGGAGAUCGACGAUCUUGUUGUUUCGGUCAAGAACCCGGCCAAGGGUAUCGUCAUCGUCGCUGACAAGGUGCGCUCCAGCAAGAACGCGGACGACGGUACGAAUGGGCUCGUUUCAGGCCAGGUCAAGCAGGGCAAUGUGGUUCAAGGUCGCGUCAUCCAGAAGAACGACAAGUAUCUGGACUGCAUCGUCGCUCUCGGCACCGCCACUCGUGCUACCCUUCACAUGACGGAUCUGGCCGACGGCUUUUCCAGCAACGUCGCGCUCCCCAGCCCCGGUCAAACGCUUCAGUGCUACAUCGUAUCGCUCAAGUCGAACGGCAAGAAUGCCGUCAUCUCGACGCGUCCCUCCCGCGUCAACCCUUCCGCCUCCGCCGAAGUCACCGACCCCGAGAUCACCUCGAUCGCCGACCUCGCCAAGGGCCAAAAGGUGCGCGGUUUUGUCAAAGCCAUCACCAACGUCGGUCUAUUCGUCACCAUCGGGCGCAAGCUGGACGCGCGCGUCCAAGUACGCGAGCUGUUCGACGAAUUCGUUCGCGACUGGAAGACCCGCUUCACCGUCGGUCAAGUCGUCUCCGGCACCAUCAUGGACACCAAUCCCUCCAACAACGAGAUCGAGAUGUCGCUCAAAUCCACCCCCGGCUCCAUCAAGCCGCGCGCCGAGCGUCUGGAGGAACGACAUGCAGACGCGGACAAGAAACGCGCAAAGCGACUGACCGACUUCAAGGUGGGCGACAAGGUGAAGGGUUUCGUCAAGAACGUCAUCGACUUUGGCGUGUUUGUCCAGAUCGAGGGAACGAACGUUUCGGGUCUGGCGCAUAUGAACGAGCUCAGUGAUGGCAAGGCGGACGAGGCUUUGAAGGCGUUCCGGGUGGGAGACAAGGUGAGGGCGAUCGUGUUGAGGAUCAACGAGGAGAAGAGGAAGAUCAGCUUCGGGUUGAAGCCGUCUUACUUUGAUGCUGCUGAUUUCGAGGAUAGCAGUGAUGAGGAGGAAGACGAAGAGAUGGAGGCUGACGAGGCCGAAGUUGGUUCUGACGAUGACGAAGAUGAUGACGAGGAGAGCGGCGACUCUGAUGACGAGGAAGGUGAUUUCGUCGAGAUGGACGAGGACAGCGAGUCCGAAGACGACACUUCUGCUCCCAAGCGAUCGGCCGUGCCCUCUCUUGCUCUUUCCGGCGGCUUCUCCUGGUCGGCCGGUGCCAACGACGACGACGAAGAGUCGGACAACGGCCUCUCGUCGUCUGAUUCCGAUUCGGACUCUGACUCGGACUCCUCCGCUGCUGCUGCCAAGAAAGCUGCGCUGCGCAAGUCCAAGUCGAAACUCAAAGCGCAAUCCCGCAAUGCCCUCGAGGACGAUCUCACCGCCGACCUGGCCACCAAAGCUCCCUCCUCCGCCACGGAUUUCGAACGCCUGCUGCUCAGCUCGCCCAACUCGUCGUUCCUCUGGAUCCAAUUCAUGUCGUUCUCUCUGCAACUCUCGGACGUCGAUCGCGCGCGUUCCAUCGCCCGUCGUGCGCUCAAAGUCAUCAACUACCGCGAAGAGCAAGAACGCAUGAACGUCUGGAUCGCCCUGCUCAACCUCGAGAACACGUAUGGAUCCGAAGAGACGCUCGAAUCGACCUUCCGCGAGGCAAUCCAAGCCAACGAUGGGUUCACGAUGUACCUCAAGAUGAUCAACAUCCUGGAGAAGAGUUCGAAGACUGAAGAGGCGGAGGAAUUGUUCGUCAAGGCCAAGGCAAAGUAUUCCGUCCUGCCCGAGUUCUGGAUCGAAUACGCGCGGUUCUACCUUCGAACCGACCAACCUGAUUCUGCACGAGCUUUGCUGCCCAGAGCCAUGCAGGCGCUCGAGAAGCGAGAUCACACUUCGACGAUCACCGCCUUUGCCAUCAACGAGUUCAAGCUCGGCGAUCCCGAACGUGGCCGUACCAUCUUUGAGGGUCUGGUGGAUAGCUACCCGAAGCGCCUGGAUCUGUGGUGGCAGUAUCUGGAUCAGGAAUCCAGGUUGGAGGGGAACGAGACGCAAGUGCGGAACCUGUUCGAAAGGGCGAUGACGUUAAAGUUGACGGCCAAGAAGGGUAAGAGUCUGUUGAAAAAGUGGCUGGACUACGAGAAGAGGGAGGGGGAUGCCAAGAGUCAGGGCAAGGUGUUGAUGAGGGCCAAGAAGUUUGUUGAUGAGAUCAACAGUAAGAACAACAAGAAGGAGGAGGAGGAAGAUGACGAGGAGUAG
Molecule: messenger RNA, 4686 nt
Organism: Pseudozyma hubeiensis SY62
Lineage: Eukaryota; Fungi; Basidiomycota; Ustilaginomycetes; Ustilaginales; Ustilaginaceae
Product: U3 snoRNP-associated protein Rrp5
Exons: 1
Coding region: 1-4686 (1561 amino acids)
Biological process (GO): rRNA processing
Cellular component (GO): small-subunit processome; nucleus; nucleolus
Molecular function (GO): RNA binding; protein binding
Source: RefSeq, a predicted model, not a curated record